AUGGAUCAAGACACGGUCCAAGCCAGGCUUGACGAAGUCCUGGCUGCAGAUGCGAUCGAAAUCCGUCGCGCAUUCCGCAACUUUUUGAUAUAUUCGUUUGAUGUCGUCACUCACAGUUGCGCCGACCCUCCACCCCAACUUACGGACGAGGAGAUCGACGAUGGCUUCGAGUACAUCAUGCUCAAAUGGUAUCACGCGGGCGACUUGCCGCAUCGCCGUAUCCAGCAGAGGCGGGAAGCGAGGGAGCUUUUAGCUCAAGAAGACCCUGCGUAUGCGGCAUUAUUGCAAGAAGCAAUCUCCACCCUUCACAUCAGCGAUACAGAUGAUAGCUCUGUGGCAAGCACGACCCAUGAGAACGAGCCGGAAAGUGAUUCUCAGAAAAUCGGAGACGGACAACCCCAGGACCAUCCUACCACCGAUGCUAAUGCCGUCGGUCCCGUCGCUGAGGAAAGCGCCAACCCCCGCCCACUCUAUCCCCGCAAUUCCAACACGCCACUAAGGAUAUUAUCCGUUGGAGGGAGAGAGCUCACUCACUUGGGCUCAACAUACAUCGCCGUCACAAAUCAGAGCUUGAAACGUUUCAGCGAGGAAACGAUCAAGGAGCACGGUGCGAGCCACCUGCUACAGAACCAUCUCAGGGGGUUAUCAAGCCAGGCCAAUCUUGGUGUUGGCCAACCAUCGAACACACUUCAGCACCCCAGUGUAGACUUCCCGUCGGAAUCCCCGUUCGAAAAUAACGGUCGUACUGGCUUCGGUCCUAGCGUCGGAAACCCUCUUAACAGUCAGCAUAUUAUGGACGUGGAUCUUAGUGUCAAGCCAUCAAACAAGCCUGCUGAUGAAAACCCGGAUGCCGAGUCCGACAAGCUUUCGAAUGAAAAUCCGGAUACCGAGUCCGACAAGCCUGCUGACGAAAACUCGGACGCCGAAUCAGAUGCAAGUGUCACGGGCAUUAAGCCCGACCCUGAUGCCGGACCUUCGAACCAAGGCCCUGGCAGUGUUAUUGAAAUCAAGUCCGACCACUCGUCAAUGGAUGAUUGGCCCGCUGCUCCUGAAGAUGAUUACCUAUCUGAAUCUUCGGCCACGACCGACGACACAGCAAUGGCGCGCCCGGUACCGCUGUCCACCAUGGUAUGGGCAGACAGCAUGUUCCCCUUCCUUCAGCGAAUCCAGGUCACGGGUGUGCAGCUGGCACCCAUCAUCCAAACUCUACCCCUUCUAUCGCAGUAUAGGUUAAGGCCGCUAGAGGCCUUUGCUUCGAUAUUCGAACACAUGCAUAUCAUGGUCGGAUCACUCAGCCUAUUAUGGCUAACGCCGUACGACUCGUAA
Molecule: messenger RNA, 1326 nt
Organism: Lasiodiplodia theobromae
Lineage: Eukaryota; Fungi; Ascomycota; Dothideomycetes; Botryosphaeriales; Botryosphaeriaceae
Exons: 2
Coding region: 1-1326 (441 amino acids)
Source: RefSeq, a predicted model, not a curated record